CAGAGAGCUAAUUGAUGAAAGACGCCAUGCCAGUGCUCUCGGCAGGAACAGGGUUGCAUGAGACGCUGGCCCUGCUGACCUCUCAGCUGCGUCCAGAUGCCAACCACAAGGAGGACAUGGUGUUCCUCAGAGAUGUGUUCAGUGAAAGGAGUCUCAGCUGUCUCAUGAAGAUUCAUGAAAAGCUGCGUCAGUACGAGUGCCAGAGCCCCAUUCCAGUGCUCCACAGCGCCUCCUCUCUGGCUGAAGACGUUGCUGAGGAGCUGCAGAGCGGCCCCAUGAGUGUUGAGGAGAAAGAACUGCUUCACCUACUGAUGUCACCUCAUUUACAGGCACUGUUGUCUGUUCAUGACACGGUGGCUCAGAAAAACUUUGACCCCGUGCUGCCUCCACUUCCUGACGACUUUGAUGACGAGCUGGAUGAAGAGUCGGUCAAGAUCGUCCGUCUGGUCAAGAACAGAGAGCCUCUGGGGGCCACCAUCCGGCGUGAUGAGGCUACAGGAGCCGUCAUUGUAGCACGAGUUAUGAGGGGAGGAGCUGCGGACAGAAGUGGUCUGGUGCAUGUGGGUGAUGAACUGAGAGAAGUCAACGGCAUUUCCAUAAUGCACAAACGACCUGAUGAGAUCAGCCAGCUACUGUCGCAGUCUCAAGGCUCGAUUACUCUCAAGAUCAUCCCAGCUAUUAAAGAAGACGACAAGCUAAAGGAAAGCAAGGUCUACAUGCGAGCUCUGUUUGAUUACGUCCCUUUGGAGGACAAGGCAACACCCUGUCAGGAGGCCGGGUUACCAUUUAAGUGUGGGGACAUCCUGCAAGUGGUGAGUCAGGACGAUAGCACCUGGUGGCAGGCAAAAAGAGUCGGGGACAGUAACCUGCGCGCCGGACUCGUCCCGUCCAAACAGUUCCAGGAGAGGCGGUUGGCUUAUAGACUUAAAAUGGGAACUCUGCAGAGCCCCAAAUCACCCAAACAACCCGCCUAUGACCAGGGAUGUGAAAAAGAGGACUGUGACUGUGAGGGCUAUUUCAAUGGACACUACAUAGCUGGUCUGAGAAGGAGUUUUCGUUUAAGCCGUAAGGAUCGCCGAGGCUCUUCAGGAGAGGCCAGUGCAUCUGACCCCGGCGAUUCAGAGUUCGUCACCUACGAGGAGGUGACACGAUACCAACAACGACCCCAUGAGAGGCCUCGGCUUGUGGUGCUCAUCGGUUCUCUCGGAGCACGAAUUAAUGAGCUGAAGCAGAAAGUCAUAGCAGAAAACCCUCAUCGAUAUGCUGUUGCUGUUCCAUACACAACACGUCUCAAAAAGAGCCAUGAGAAAGAGGGGGUGGAGUACCAUUUUGUCUCUAAGCAGGCCUUCGAAGCUGAUGUUCAGAAUAACAAGUUUAUUGAGUAUGGUGAAUAUAAAGAGAACCUGUACGGCACCAGUAUAGAGGCCAUCCGCUCAGUCCAAGCCAAAAACAAGAUGUGUCUGGUGGACGUGCAGCCAGAGGCGUUACACACUUUGCGCACUGCUGAGUUUAAGCCCUACGUGAUCUUUGUAAAGCCACGGAUACCCGAGAGUCGCAGGCGGCGCAGCGCAUCUUCACCUGGAGGAGGAGAACACGGACGAUUCACGGAGGAGGACGUGCAGGAGAUGCGUCAGUCAGCGCAGCAGAUCGAGCAGCAGUACGGACACUUUGUGGAUCUCGCCCUGAUUAAGGAGGAUUCCUCGAGUGCCUGUUCUGAACUGCGCUCUAUCCUCGAGCGGCUGGAGAGAGAAAUCUUUUGGGUGCCACUCGGCUGGGUCAGGAACUAACACCCUCCGUUAUCAAAAUGUGAACUUGAUCAAUUCGAGUCACUAUGAUGGAGAGAGAUGCUGGACUUCUCUUUGCUGCUGAUGUCCAUCUGUGGAGGAUGAGAGAUGAGAAGACUGAUGGACACGUCUGCAAAAACGUCAGAACUUAAAGAGAUUUGACGUGUGGUUGUGAGUGUUUUUCUUGGAGAAGGGAAUUAAUGAAAUGAAUCUCUGUGCAGACUUUCCUACUUGGCUUGGGAAGAUUUGAGAACUCUACCGUGUACAGAUUACCUAAAUGAUUCAUAUGCACCAUGGCUGCUUCCUUUAAAUAGUUUAUUUAAAUUAUGUUUUUGGAUGACUGUUCAUUUGUUUAUUUAUUAAUUUAGAGCAUUUAUUUUCAUGAUGAUGUAUUUUCAUAUCAUGCCAUCCACUGUGUUGAACAAAAUGAUACUACAUACACACUUAUACUUACUGCUGACCUUCUAGAUUACUUAGUGUAGCUUUCAUACUGAAUGCACCAUGACAGCUAAACACCUUUACGUUUCAUCUCCAAACUUUAAACUUUGAAUAAAGUCUGAUGUUGGCAUG
This is a messenger RNA of Trichomycterus rosablanca, 2354 nucleotides long. It is a transcript of the gene mpp3a, whose product is annotated as MAGUK p55 scaffold protein 3a. The coding region runs from base 15 to 1787 and encodes 590 amino acids. The transcript has 18 exons. Lineage: Eukaryota; Metazoa; Chordata; Actinopteri; Siluriformes; Trichomycteridae. The record is from RefSeq and is a predicted model, not a curated record. Gene Ontology annotation, molecular function: protein binding. Gene Ontology annotation, cellular component: cell-cell junction; plasma membrane.